AUCAGCUGUUCCACUCUCUGUCAGUUCAGCGUCACAUCACUGAUGGAGAUCACACACUGCUGCAAGUAACGAAAAACUAGAAAAGAAGGUUGUACAAAUAUCUGAAGGUGACAUAUCGAGUCUCAGAUCAGCAACUUCAGGCCAGAGGAGAAGGAGCGCCGAUGAAUGUGGUUUCCACAGCUAACAUCAGCGGAGCCCAGCACGCUUUUACACAGACAGUAAUUCAAAACUCUUUCAGUAAUGGAGGAAGCUCUGCAGGAGAAGGGACCGGUAACGAGGCCCAGUGUGCGUAUUAUUCAGUAUCUUCUGUGAGUGAGGGAACUGCCCCAGCUGUGUCCAUGCAGGCGAGCACUGAUCCCGCGCUCACGCAAACCGCAGGUCAAUUCUACGUGAUGAUGACUCCCACAGAUAUAUUACAUUCUGCCACACAGCGGACUAUAGCUCCACGCACACAACCGUAUACUUUGAAAAUGGACAGUCCACACACGCCUAGAGAUGAGAGGAGAAGGGCACAACAUAAUGAAGUUGAGAGGCGACGGCGAGACAAAAUCAACAACUGGAUUGUGACACUCUCAAAUAUCAUCCCAGAUUGCAACUUGGACAGUACCAAGACUGGAGGGAGUAAAGGUGGGAUUCUGUCAAAGGCGUGUGAUUACAUCAGUGAGCUGAAGCAGAAUAACCAGAGACUGCAGGAAAGUUUGAGAGAGCUGGAGAGAGUGCACAUGGACAAUGAGUUGCUCAGACAGCAGUUGGAGGAGCUGAAGAAUGAGAACGCUCUUCUUCGAGCUCAGCUGGAGCAGAACGGCAUUGAGACUGUAACAGACACACCAGCACAAUAAGCUCUAACUCUGGACUUGUGGGUCAUUCCAGAUGACAAAAUGAUCUUUAUUGACUGAAGUGGGCCACAUGAAAGAUGUUGCAAUAUUCUGCCUUGAGCUUUAAGAGUGCUAACUGAGUCAGGAGCUCUCUCUCUCAGUAUUUGGACACUCCUGAUAGUCAUAUUUUCUGAUACAGUGAAGCCACACCCUCUGCACAUGAGGUCAAAGGUCAAGAAGUUUUCAUCAGAGCAGACACCAACCGACAAUUCUGUUCUCUGCUAUUUAUUCAGCCUAACACUUGGACUAAUCUGUGGAAUAUACCUGCAAUGCAAAUAAUAAUUUUCUUAAUCAAUACUUUUGUAUUGUUUUCCAGCAAAAUAUCUAAACAUCCUUUACUUGUUACUUUACUUGUUGUGUAAAAUAAGACUUGUUUUCAAAGAAAAUAUAAUGAAUUAAGUUUAUUUGUAUAUUUAAUUUUUUCUUGUUUUAAGCACUAAUCACCAUUAAAUUUUGUUAGGCUUUUACUUAAAACUAGAAAAGCAAAUGUGUUAAUGGAGUAAAGGAAAAUAAACUUGAUUCAAGCACUUUUCUCUGAAAACAAGUCUUAAUAUAGUAUGCAGUUUUCUCCUUAAGUAAAUUUACUGAUUUAAGAACAGGUUAAGAAAAGGUUUUUUUUUUUUUUUUUUUUUUUUUUUUUUUUUCAUGAGCUGUUAUACACUUUUACCCAAAUUUUUCACUUUUCCUAAUUUUCCAGCUUUGUUGAUUUCACAUUUGUUUCCAUGUUUUACUUGGAGCAGUACUUGUUUGUUCAAUGCCUCGUUUAAUUUCAAAUUGUUCCGGAGAAAAUCUGGCUUUGUGGUGUUUCGGAAGGUCAUUAUGGAAAUUGUAUUUGUGGUUCCAGUGAAAUUAAGUGUUAAAAUCAGAACAAUAGCACCUUUGCAUGCAGUCAAGCUCAGAAGAUUCUCUGAUCCAGGAAAAUGAGCUCCGUCUAGGAUUAUUAGCUUCAUAUCUCGGAUCGCAUUCAGAAGACUGUUUGGAAAGGCAUCUCCUAAUUUAUGAAGCAAAUGAGUUUUGGUAGUUGCUGAAUGUAGGACAUCUCGGAUAAUGAAAACUAUUUGUUACUGAGUGUUAAAGUGUCUUGAACUUUCUUGGUAAUCACCAUAUCUACAAGACUUAAAACCCCACAGGUUUGGACUGAGAACAAUGCCAUGAGAUUGAACUGAUAAAGACAGAAUUUAAAUUUUAUGUGAACUAUUCUUUAAGACAUUACAGUGAAUGAAGCAAAGAAGGACCAUGUAGAAACUAAAAAAUAUAUUUUGUCUGUCAUACUGAUGUCUAUGCAGUAUAUACCAUGCAAUAAUUGACUAGCCUACAGCUACAGUUGACAAGAAAAGGAGGGACAAGUCGAAAUUAACUUUUGUGGUUAUCAUUAUUAUGCCACAAAUGCUGUCGAUUGAGCUUAACUUGUAUUGAACCCAGAAUAUUUCUUUAAGUCAUAUGAUCUCAUAAAAAAUUGCAUACACAAUUAUACAAUUAUAUAAGAAUGAUUAAAAUGAUGUUUAAAAUAGUCGUAGAUGGAGUAAAUCAUGUCACACUACACAAAUACCUUUUUGCUUCAAAUCAAAGUAAUGUUGUGAUUCAUCUCAGGGCUGGUUUUGGUUCAAGGCUUAGAACUUGAAUUAUUGAAGUUUUUUCUGAAAUGCCUAGAAAUUGAAUGUGAAAAAUAUGUCAGAAGCAAGGCCGCUGAAAAAGUUGUUGCUGUCUGUUCAUACCCUUGUUUGUCCUUUUUCGCAUUUUUUUUUAUUUUUUUAUUUUGCAGUCAUCACACCUUUACCUUGACUUUCUAACCCAGUUCUACCCUGUCUUCUCGUUUGGCCCGUCUGUCAGUCGCCAGUCAAACACACAAUGUCUGGUGUCGGUUUGUCCUCUGCUCUGUUUGACGUGACUGAUCUAUGGACCCGUGUUCCAGUAAGACAUCAGUGUCUCUGUCGCUUUGCAUGUUUACAGUAAUAGUAAUGCUGCAAAAUACAUGACACAUUCGAUUGCAAGCUUUCUGGAUGUUGCAUUAAAGAGAUAGUUCAUAU
Myxocyprinus asiaticus (Chinese sucker) is the source of this 2902-nucleotide messenger RNA. RefSeq names its product upstream stimulatory factor 2. The transcript is spliced from 9 exons. Gene Ontology annotation, molecular function: RNA polymerase II cis-regulatory region sequence-specific DNA binding; protein dimerization activity; DNA-binding transcription factor activity, RNA polymerase II-specific. Bases 162 to 839 code for a protein of 225 amino acids. Gene Ontology annotation, biological process: regulation of transcription by RNA polymerase II. Lineage: Eukaryota; Metazoa; Chordata; Actinopteri; Cypriniformes; Catostomidae. The record is from RefSeq and is a predicted model, not a curated record.